CGGAGCGAUGACGUAGAGCCCGCGCGGCGCGGCGGCCGGAGCCGCCUUCGCUCCCUUUUGUCCAAGAUGGCGGCGGCCGCCGGAGGCGCCUCCUGAGCCGCGGGCCCGGCGCGAUGAAGCGCGGCAGCGACCGCGACUCGAGCCCGCCGGGGGCCGCGGGCGGACGCGCGGCCGCCGCCGCCAAGCGGCCCCGCGAUCGCGACCGCGAGAGCAGCAGCCGGCGCGGCCCGCACCGCAGCUCGGGCGCCUCCCGCAGCAGCCGGGACAAGUCCACGCCCGGCGGCGGCGGCGGAGGCGGCGGCGGCACCACCACCGGCAGCGGCGGCGGCGGAGGCGGCUCCAGCUCCCGCAGCCACCGCGGCGAUGAACGCGCCGGCGGCGGCGGCGACUCGAACCACCGCCCGGCGGGGAGCGGCUCGGCCUCGGGCGCCCGCGGCGGCAGCCAGGCCGCCCCCUCGUCCUCCUCCUCCUCGUCCCGGGCGCUCGGCGUGCCCAAGGCCAAGGCGCUGCCGGGCGCCGUGGUAGCCCCGUCGCUGCUGCUGGCCGGGCCGCCGCCGGGCGCCGCGCCCUCGCUGCUGCUGGCGCCGCUCGGGGGCUCGGCCGGGCUGGCCGGGGAGCCGCCCGGCUCCUGCGAGUACAAGACGCUGCUGGUGAGCGGGCUGAGCGCGGCCCUGCCCGACCAGCUGCUGGAGGACGGGCUGUUCCGCCUCUUCCAGCGCUUCGCGGGCGGGGGCGCCGGGGACAUCAGUGUCAAGCUCUCCCACACGCCCGAGCUCGGCCGCGUCGCCUACGUGAACUUCCGACACCCCGGGGACGCCCGCGACGCCCGCCGGCACGCCCGGGCCCGGCAGCUGCUCCUCUACGACCGGCCGCUCAAGGUGGAGCCCGUGUACCUGCGCGGGGGCCGGCGCAGCCGCACGCCGCCCCCCGCGCCCUCCCCGGAGCCGCUGGGGUACCUGCCGCCCCUGCACGGCGCCUACCAAUACAAGCAGCGCUCGCUGUCGCCGGUCACCAGUCCCUUGCUGCGGGAGCCGCGGCCCCGCCACGCCGCCGCCGCCGCCUUCGCGCUGGAAGCGGCCGCCAUCGGGCUCUCCCGGGAGCGGGAGCGGGCCCUGGAUUACUACGGGCUGUACGACGAGCGCGGCCGCCCGUACAGCUACCCCAUCGUGGCCGAGGAAGACCUGAUGCCAGAGGAUGACCAGAGAGCCACCCGCAACCUCUUCAUCGGCAACUUGGACCACAACGUGUCGGAGGUGGAGCUGAGGCGCGCCUUCGAGAAGUACGGCAUCAUUGAGGAGGUGGUGAUCAAGCGCCCUGCGCGUGGCCAGGGCGGCGCCUACGCCUUCCUCAAGUUCCAGAACUUGGACAUGGCUCACCGGGCCAAGGUGGCCAUGUCGGGCCGUGUUGUGGGCAGGAACCCCAUCAAAAUUGGCUACGGAAAAGCCAACCCCACCACCCGGCUGUGGGUGGGGGGCCUCGGCCCCAGCACUUCCCUGGCCGCCCUGGCCAGGGAGUUCGACCGCUUUGGCAGCAUCAGGACUAUUGACUACGUGAAGGGCGACAGCUUCGCUUACAUCCAGUACGAGAGCCUGGACGCUGCCCAGGCCGCCUGCGCGCAGAUGAGGGGCUUUCCCUUGGGCGGACCGGAGAGGAGGCUCCGAGUGGAUUUUGCCAAAGCAGAAGAGACGAGAUACCCGCAGCAGUACCAGCCCGCGCCGCUGCCCGUGCACUACGAGCUGCUGGCUGACGGGUACAGCCGGCACCGGAGCCUGGAGCAAGACUUGAGGGUGCGGGAUAGGACUCCUCCGCACCUCCUGUACUCGGACAGAGACAGGAGCUUUGUGGAGGCAGACUGGGCCAGCCCCGCCAAAAACGCCGAACGCAGGAACAACCUGGAGAGCUACAGCCGGUCCGUGCGCAGCCGGAGCGGGGAGCGCUGGGGCAGCGACGGCGACCGCGGCGUGCCCAAACCGUGGGAAGAGAGGCGGAGACGCCGGAGUCUUUCCAGCGACCGCGGGAGGACUACUCACUCGCCUUACGAGGACAGAAGCAGGACAAAGGCCAGUGGGCCAGCUCUAGACCGCAGCCCUGACAGGGCUCGCAAGGAGAAUCACACUACAGAACCCGGAGCCGAGAAAGAGCAGAGCAACUCCCUCCAGAACAAUCGUCACGCGGCCGAGGAGAAACCCCAUCGCGAGCCAGCCGAUGCUCCCCAGCCCAAAAAAAGGGACAGCGAACGCAAUCAUCGAACUGGUGAAUCGGAAUCCAAAACUCACGAGGAGCCAAAAUCUGAGACCAAAAAGCUAAAGAAUUUAUCAGAAUAUGCUCAGACGCUGCAACUUGCUUGGAAUGGGCUUCUUGUGCUAAAAAACAGCUGCUUCCCCACCUCUAUGCACAUCCUGGAGGGAGACCUGGGUGUCAUCAACGGACUCCUCAAAGACCAUUCAUCCGGCGGGAAGCUGACACAGCUCAAAAUCGCUCAGAGACUUCGGCUGGACCAGCCCAAGCUGGAUGAAGUCACCCGGCGCAUCAAACAAGGCAGCCCCAACGGCUACGCCGUGCUCCUGGCCACCCAGUCCGCCCCGGCAGGGGCAGGGGCCGAGGGGACCUUCCCUGUGGUAGAGCCUGGCUUGCAGCGACGGCUUCUCAGGAAUCUGGUCUCCUACUUGAAACAGAAGCAGGCUGCUGGGGUUAUCAGCCUGCCCGUGGGAGGGGCAAAGGGCAGGGACAGCACAGGCAUGCUUUACGCGUUCCCUCCUUGCGAGUUCUCUCAGCAGUACCUCCAGUCAGCACUAAGGACAUUGGGGAAGUUAGAAGAAGAACAUAUGGUGAUAGUUAUAGUCAAAGACACUGCCUAGCCCACACUGUCUUUUCAAAUUCCAUGUUUUCUUUGUGUGUCACACAGCCCAGUUGUUUUUAAGGCUGAUCAUUUUGGUUGAGGCUCAAAACACCUUGACCAAAGUGGUAAGAUUUUUAGUUUCUAAUUAAUUUUAAUACCUAUAAUAUCUAUUAAAAUUUUAAAUAGAGCCCAUUUUAUUCGUUUUUAAUAUGUGACACUGUCCGCUGUUGUUCUGUAUUUUUAUUUUUUAACUGUAUGAAAAGUUGUCAGUAAAGCCUUGUUCACUGAUGGAUUUCUAAACUUGUGCGGUAUCCGAGUUCUUCUGGCCCAGGAAGGAAGGGUGAGUUCCCUGUGCUGCAGGAGCAGCCAGGCCAGGCCCCAGCCCAGUUCAGUUCUCAGAUCCCAACCUUGAGCACCUCCUUCAUCUUUAUGUGUGUCCUUCAAGGUGGGAGGGGAAGGGAGGUUCUUAAUGCUGUAUCAGAGACUGAAAGAUUGGUUCUCUAUUUUUUUUUUGUCCUGUUUGCUUUUUAUUUUGUAAAUUUGAGUCUGGAUGCUUUGCUGUUGAGUCUCUAUUUGACAAUAGAAGCUUCCCAGGAAGCCAGCAACCAAGGAAGCAAAUCCUGAUCAAGAAUAAAAGUGUUUUUCAUUCACUCCAAAAAAUUAGUUGGUACUUGGCGAAAAUUUUGCUACUGAGGAGAGGAUGCUGUAUUCAGGUUGGUGAGGUUUGAGACCACCUGGCACAUGUGGUGGUCAUAGAAAUUCUUGGAAAAAACAAAAAAGGUUUGACAUUACCAAUUUUUAUAAAAGGCAAAACAAGCAGAAGAAAAGUGAUUUAUGGGGGAACGCCCUUGGGCCCAUAUUAGAUGUGGACAAGCCAAGGACAUGGAGGUGUUUAGUGAGCUGGAGGUGCCCAUUUGCAGUCAAUCAUGUUGUACUACCAGGAAUCCUUUAUUGAAAGAUAAAUGGCUAUUUUUUUUCCUAAAGUUUAAAUUUGUUUGCAGGCUUACAAAAACAGACAGAAACAUGUCUGUCUGGCUGAGAAUGUGUUCAGUUACCACGGGUGGAACCACUGGAGAUCAAAAUCUGAGCUCUGAAACGGGAUGGAUCCAUCACCUUUGCUGUCUGUGCUAUGAGGUGCUUGGCUGGGAGGCCAGACCCUUUGAGUGCUCAGCAGCAUAAGGAUGUGGUAACGAGUCCAAGCUGGAGUUACAAUCCACACUGUUCUGUUUGGGGAUAUUUUUAUUUUUUAAAAUGAUGCCUGUAGAUUUUAGGAGAUUUACAGAAAAUUGUGUGGGAUUAAAAAUGCUACGUUUUAAAGUUU
Messenger RNA from Motacilla alba alba, 4160 nucleotides. It is a transcript of the gene RBM15B, whose product is annotated as RNA binding motif protein 15B. The record is from RefSeq and is a predicted model, not a curated record. NCBI's taxonomy places the organism in Eukaryota, Metazoa, Chordata, Aves, Passeriformes, Motacillidae. Bases 114 to 2858 code for a protein of 914 amino acids. Gene Ontology annotation, cellular component: nucleus. The transcript has a single exon. Gene Ontology annotation, molecular function: mRNA binding. Gene Ontology annotation, biological process: regulation of alternative mRNA splicing, via spliceosome.